Messenger RNA from Cutaneotrichosporon oleaginosum, 1807 nucleotides. RefSeq lists its product as uncharacterized. Gene Ontology annotation, biological process: transmembrane transport. The record is from RefSeq and is a predicted model, not a curated record. Gene Ontology annotation, molecular function: transmembrane transporter activity. Gene Ontology annotation, cellular component: membrane. NCBI's taxonomy places the organism in Eukaryota, Fungi, Basidiomycota, Tremellomycetes, Trichosporonales, Trichosporonaceae.
ACACGCCGAGGUCACCAUCACACCCCGGCGCCGCGACUGUAGCAACUCCCGCUGGAGAUGCGAUUCAGAAUGGGGGACCCCGCGGGUAAACGGUGUCCCAGACGGUGGUGCGUGCACUCCAAAUGGGGCGGGGGAUUAGCCGCCCACGGGGACCCAGCUCUUGUGGACGAAAAAGAGGAAUGCACAUUGGCACUGGUAUCCACGCUAGCACCAGCCUCCCUACAGCUUUAUCCGCUCAACCCGCUCACCUCAUCGCGGCCGUACAUAAGCUCCACUGGGCCUGGCAACUUUGGUCUCUCGUCAGCUCCUCCGUUCCCACCCCAAUAUGACCGACGUACAGUACAAGGGCGACAGCAAGGGCGAUGUCGAGAUCGCUGAAGUCGAGCACGAGAAAGGCCUCAGCGGUGGCACGCAUGGCCCCGUCGACAUCGACGAUGGCUACACGCAAGCUGAAAUCCGCAGUACCACACGUAAAGUUGAUCGGCGCCUCAUUCCUGUCCUCUCCCUACUCUACUGCAUCUCGUUCAUCGACCGAACCAACCUCUCUCUCGCACGCGCCGCCAACAACCAGGUCAUGAACAAGGAGCUCGACCUCCUCGGCGGCAACAACCGCUACGGCCUCGCCACUCUCAUUUUCUUCGUCCCCUACAUCAUCUUCGAGAUUCCAUCUCAACUUGGCCUUCGCGCGUUCGGCGCCCGCUGGUGGCUGGGCACGGCUUGUUUCCUGUGGGGCGUCGUCAUGAUGUGCUUCGGUUUCGUCACCAACUGGCAGGGCCUGGUUGGUCUGCGUGCCGUCUUGGGCCUGUUUGAAUGUGCGCUGUUCCCUGGUGCCACUUACCUCAUUUCAUGCUGGUACCCACGUCGGCAGAUGGCAACGCGCACGACAUUCUUCUACGUUCUUUCCGUUGUUGUGUGUGGUCUGAGCGCGACGCUCGCGUACGGCCUCUCAAAGCUUCACGGUCGCGGCGGAUACAGCGGUUGGCGCUGGAUCUUUAUCAUCAACGGCAUCAUGACCAUGGUUAUUGCCGUCAUCGGUAUGAUCUUCAUCGUCGACUUCCCCGACAGGGCCAAGUUCCUCAAGCCUGAGGAGAAGGAGCUCAUCGAGACGCGCAUUGAGCGCGACCGCGGCGACGCUGAAUACGAUCCCAUGACGCUGCGCAAGUUCUGGUCUUACGUUUGCGACCCUAAGCUCUGGGUGUUCGCCUACAUUUUCUGCACGUCGGGCACCUCGACCUAUGCCCUCAGCUACUUUCUCCCUCGUAUUCUUCUGCAGAUGGGGUUCAAGGGCUUCAAGAGCCAGAUUCUUGUGGCGCCUCCCUACGCCUGGGUCCCGAUUCCGGCCAUGGCCACCGCCAUCCUCGCCGACAAGUACCACCAGCGUGCCCUCGCCAUCUCUCUCAACUCGCUCCAGGUCAUCAUCGGCACGUGCAUGUACUCGAAGCUGGGCGCAAACCACAUCGCUGCACGCUACGCGGGUGUCUUCAUUGCUGUUGGUGGCUCUAACGCCAACAUGCCCCUCGCCAUCUCGUGGGCUCAGACUGCCAUUCGUCGCCAGAGCAAGCGUGGAUACACCUCCGCCAUCGUCGUCGCUUUCGGCGGCAUCUCAGGUAUCAUUGCAGGUACCUCGUUCAUCGAGAAGGAGGCCGCCAGCGGAUACCCGACCGGUAUUAACAUCACAUUGGGAAUGACCGGCGGCUCCAUCCUCUGCUGCUUCGGCCUCUGGGUCUGGUUCAAGCUUGAGAACCGCAGGGCCGACCGCGCGGGCAAGGUUCUCGAGGAGCACCCCGAUUUCCGCUACCAGACUUGA